Adineta ricciae is the source of this 1605-nucleotide messenger RNA. Lineage: Eukaryota; Metazoa; Rotifera; Eurotatoria; Adinetida; Adinetidae. The record is from the annotation of a GenBank genome assembly.
AUGUGGCGCGAAGAUCGUACAAAAACUCAUAUUCCUGUUGUUAUUGUUCAUAUAGCGUCUCUAAGCAAUCGAUUAGCAGCUGCUUCAACGUUCAAUCGUUAUAUUUACAAAAAUGUUUUACUUGAUUCGAAUAUAAUUAGUUUUACCGAAACAGAUAUUCUACCAACAUUCGUAUUCGUUGAAAUUUAUUUCGAUACAAACACUCGGAAAUCUUAUCACCUUGUUACUCUGAUGAGAACAUUCGCAGGAAAUGUUAGAACCAGUAUUUUACCAUCCAAUCGUUGUUAUCAAAUAGAUGAAUUAUUAGAUUCAUCGAUUAUGUCGUUAUCGUAUAUCAAACGUAUCAAAUACUAUAAUCGUCCCUGUGAUAUUCUUGAUGUUCGAUGUUUCUACGAUGAAUUUCACGUUUGUCUUUGUGAUAAUAAUGCUUUUCUUGAUUGUGUUCAAUUUGAUCAUUCAGAGAGUUCUUGUCCAACUGACGAGAUAACUUGUUUGAAUGAUGGUCGAUGUUAUCAACCAAUGCAAACAACGAUCAAUUUCGAAUUUGCUUGUGUUUGUCCGCGUUGUUACUUCGGAGAUCGAUGUCAGUUCACAAUGACUAAAUACACCAUUUCUUUAGACGCUCUGCUCGCUCAACAUAUUCUUAUUGGCAGAUCACUCUCGGAACAAUUACCACUUAUUCAUUGGAUGGUGGUCAUUGUUGUAAUUCUUGUUGUUGUCGGCUUCCUUACUAAUGGACUUUGUAUUCUUACAUUCGCACAAAGAACGACACGUAAAUUAGGAUGUGGAUGGUAUUUGUUGAUUACUUCGAUUGUGAGUGAGUUGGGAAUCGUUAUUUUUGGAAUAAGAUUUGCCUAUCUUUUACAAAUACGAUUGAAUUCGUUUGGUACAACGAACAAAACAUUCUUGUCACUAUCCUGUAUUUUAUUGGAAUUUUUCUUAUCGAUUUUACCAACGAUUAACGAUUGGUUAAGCACUUGCGUUACAGUGGAAAGAACAAUCAUAGCUGCGCAUGGUGUAAAAUUCAACAGAAGGAAAAGUGUUUAUUAUGCGAAGAUUGUUAUUCUAAUUGUUGUAGUGAUAAAUGUUGUGAGUGCGUUGCAUAAACCGUUUCAUCACCGUUUAGUCAUCGACUCCCAGCAUGGAAAUGACGUAUUCGUGUGUGUUGCUAAUCAUUCUCAACAACAAUGGAUGAGCUUAUAUGAGAUUAUUAUCAAUUUAUUUCAUUUGAUUGUUCCGUUCGGUAUUAAUUUCAUUUCAAUAUUUGUUUUGAUAAUAAUUCUCGUGCGUCGUAAAUUGGUAUUAAGUGAUAUGAGAGCAAAACUGAGUCCGUUUGAAAUUUUACGCGAGCAACUCUCUUUAUAUAAAGCAUUUCUUCUUAGUCCAUUUAUUUUAAUUCUACUCGAAGCGCCACGUCUCGCUUUUCUAUUUGCUUUUGCUUGUGUUGAAAUUCAAUGGCAAAAACAUCUAUUUCUGACAUCGUACAUCAUUUCAUCAUUACCAAUGGCGUUGACGUUGUUCAUAUUCGUUUUACCAAAAGAUUCGUAUAAAAAUGAACUUAUACGAAUAUUGCAAAACUUUCUGAAACGCUUCUUUAAUAAAUAA